Messenger RNA from Mercenaria mercenaria, 1108 nucleotides. RefSeq lists its product as uncharacterized. Bases 38 to 625 code for a protein of 195 amino acids. The record is from RefSeq and is a predicted model, not a curated record. The transcript has 4 exons. NCBI's taxonomy places the organism in Eukaryota, Metazoa, Mollusca, Bivalvia, Venerida, Veneridae.
UUUCUGAGAGUACAGACAGAUCCUUAUACAGGCCACUAUGGUGUACAUCAAACUAAAUAUAGAACAUUGUACUGAUCACAGGAUGGGACAAGCCUCAUCCAAAAAGGCAAAACCAAGUGAUGUAGAAGUGAUACUUGACCCCGAUAUUUACCACAGUGAACAUGGCAUAGUGUCCAUAGGGAGUAGCCAUCUUGAUUCAGAUAUUUCUUUCCCCAUUAAAUAUUCAGCUGAGCUUUGGCCUGCAUUGAAAUCUGCACUUAAGUUUCCUAAUACAGAGCUUCAAACAGGACACCAUGUAGGUGAUAUAGAUAUUGGUCAACAAAGUAUGAUGAUACCAUAUUUCACAAUAAUCUGGGCAGGUCUCAACAGCAGGGUACUCUUGUGCUCUCACCUGCCAUUCGGACAUGUUCUGAAAGACAACUCCUCCAUGUUAAAUAUACUGACUGGUACCGCACUUUCAGAUACUUUGUCGGAACCAGGGAACCAGUAUGGAGAUUUACAACAAGUGAUAUCAACUGCAAAAGUCUGUGUAGAUAAACGAUUCCUGGUCGUGUUAGACUGUUACCAAGGUGAUACAGAAAAUACUGAAAUCAUGGUGAAUAGGGCUGUUCCAACUGGUUCCUGAAAACAGAAAAUAAUGUCGUAAGGAUUCACUAAGGAAUUUCCAAUGAAAUGCAUCUCUAAAAUCGUAACUCAGUGUUAUAAAACUGAACUUAGAGACUAGUCGCAAAAAUUUUAUAUGUACAGAGUAAUAAUUAUUGCAAUUUCAUGAUCAUGCAUGCUCGGAAAAAACUUAGAUAAGUCUGUUUUGAAACUAUUCAAGGAAUGUGUCAUUGUCACUAGUGAUAUUCAAGAGUGCACACACAAACAGUCAGUGAGAUGCUUGAGGUUGGUCUUUAGCAUGUGUUCUAAGUGUAAGCUGCAGUAUUUAAAAGCUGUGUUCAAGGGUUCAAUUUUUAUGUGUGAAUGUUAUUUUAGCACACAUUUUUGUGUAUUUUGAAAUUUGUUCGAAACAGAAAAACAACGUUAGAUUUAGCCAUAAGUUCACAUGUCUUUAUUUGCAUACAAUGAACUGUGUUUACAGUAUAUAAUAAAAGAAGAAAUGGAA